This is a messenger RNA of Bombus pascuorum, 1632 nucleotides long. RefSeq names its product prohibitin-2 (gene Phb2). Gene Ontology annotation, cellular component: mitochondrion; membrane. The coding region runs from base 343 to 1419 and encodes 358 amino acids. The transcript has 6 exons. The record is from RefSeq and is a predicted model, not a curated record. Gene Ontology annotation, biological process: mitochondrion organization. NCBI's taxonomy places the organism in Eukaryota, Metazoa, Arthropoda, Insecta, Hymenoptera, Apidae.
UUGUUUUAUUAAUGAGACAGUAGAGAAGAGUGACUAGAAAAUUUAGUGUUUUAUCUAUUGCAAUAAACGAAGAUAUUCUUCGUCAUCGUCACUUGAAAAUAAGGCUUCAUAGGGGACAAAUCAUAUACAUAUAGUAUAGCCACCUUAUGGUUUGUAAGUAUGUAAGCUCUCUGUGGUAUCGUUCUUCACUGUGAAUCCCGGCUCGUGCCUAGUAUUUUUCAUUCACAGGUCGUUAUUGCAUUUUUGAUCUCUAAGUAAAAUAUAUUUUUUAGAAAUUAUUAAUUUUUAGGUCGUCGUGAGAAAAUAUAGAUAUAAUUGCAGUAAAUAAUAUUAUACAAUAAAAUGAACGAAUUUAAGUUGCCUAAAGCUCCUAAUGGUAUGGGAAUUGCGGCUUCAUUCCUCGCAGCAGUCGGCGUGACUGGUUAUGGAUUUUGGAAAUCUAUGUAUACAGUGGAAGCUGGUCAUAGAGCAAUUAUAUUCUCUCGUUUGGGAGGAAUUCAACAAGAUAUAUUAACUGAAGGUCUUCAUUUUCGUAUUCCAUGGUUUCAUUGGCCAAUUAUUUAUGAUAUUAGAAGUAGGCCUAGGAAAUUAUCUUCCCCUACAGGAUCCAAAGAUUUACAAAUGGUCAAUAUUUCUCUUCGUGUGCUGUCUCGUCCUGAUGCAACUAUGUUACCAGCAAUGUAUCGUCAUUUAGGUCUUGAUUAUGAUGAAAAGGUUUUGCCAAGUAUUUGUAAUGAAGUAUUAAAAUCAGUUGUAGCAAAGUUUAAUGCAUCUCAGCUAAUUACACAGAGACAGCAGGUUUCAAAUUUAGUAAGAAAAGAAUUAACUGAACGUGCUAGAGAUUUUAAUAUUGUCUUAGAUGAUGUGUCAAUAACUGAAUUAAGUUUUGGUAAAGAAUAUACAGCUGCUGUAGAAUCUAAGCAAGUUGCUCAACAGGAGGCGCAAAGAGCUGCGUUUUUCGUAGAAAAAGCAAAACAGGAGAAACAACAAAAAAUUGUUCAAGCAGAGGGUGAAGCAGAAGCUGCCAAAAUGCUUGGCUUGGCUCUUAGUCAAAACCCAGGUUAUUUAAAAUUACGAAAAAUUCGUGCAGCACAAAACAUUUCUCGCACGAUUGCUAAUUCUCCCAAUCGUUUGUAUCUUAGUGGUAAUGGCUUGAUGCUAAAUAUUCAAGAUCCAUCAUUUGAUGAUUCAUCAGACAAACUGAAAACUCCUGUUUUUUCAGGUGAUAAAAGGCUGGGCUUGGGAAACUGGAAUGAUGCUAUGCAAAGUGCUGUGAAAACUUUAAAAUCUGAGCAACAAGCAACAGUGAAAACCAAUGAAAGGCCAUUAAUUAGAGAUUCUGUACCAAUAUCUCCAGAAGAACAAGUAUCUAUUUUAUUGGAUUCUGCAGAUGGUGGAGCAAAAAUGAUUGUUUCUUGAACUCGAACUUUUAAUUCCUUAUUUAAAAAGAGAUUGCGAUGCGAGCUCAUCUUCUCUAACAUAUUCCUCACCUAAAUCUUGUUAAUGUCAUAGACUAGAUAAAAAUCUUUUUAUUUUACAUUAAGGAAUCCAUAUUUUAAUAAUUUUUUAACAAGACGUCAUUGCAAAUUACUGACAUAAGAAAAUAAAGUUAAUUUACAGUUUGUCCCCUUA